This is a messenger RNA of Gekko japonicus, 1039 nucleotides long. RefSeq names its product protein zer-1 homolog. Gene Ontology annotation, cellular component: Cul2-RING ubiquitin ligase complex. The record is from RefSeq and is a predicted model, not a curated record. The coding region runs from base 260 to 1039 and encodes 259 amino acids. The transcript has 6 exons. NCBI's taxonomy places the organism in Eukaryota, Metazoa, Chordata, Lepidosauria, Squamata, Gekkonidae.
GAGAGCGAGAGCGAAGGGGGGAGCGGACCCCGGUGGAAACUAGGGACUCCCCCUCUCCUCCCGGAACCGGAACCAAGUCCAACCCGGACACUUUCCUUCUCGGCCAGGGAGCAGGGCAGCCAGUUCUCCUGGCACUGCUGUCAAUCCCAUUCAGAAUCACCGUGGAGCAAGGAGAGUGAAUUCGAGACGAAAGAAGUGUUCCUUCACCCCACAUUCCCCUCCCUCCCUUUCUCCCCUUCUCCCUGUCUGUUGCCACACGAUGGCCUCCGACAGCCCUGAGUCGCUCAUGACGCUGUGUACGGAUUAUUGUCUGCACAACUUGGAAGGGACGCUCUGCUAUCUGCUGGACAACGAGACCCUCCGGCUCCAUCCGGACAUUUUCCUGCCAAGCGAGAUCUGCGACAGACUCGUCAACGAGUAUGUGGAGCUGGUGAAUUCUGACAGCAUCUUUGAACACAACGAGAGCUUCUUCACGCUGUUUUCCGAUCCGCGGAGCACCAGGCUGGCCCGAAUCCAUUUGCGGGAGGACAUUGUGCAGGACCAGGAUCUGGAAGCCAUUAGAAAGCAGAAUGCCUCUUCUGAUACUAUCGCAGAAGAGGUGUUCCUCCUUUCGAUCACGGUUGAGGGAAUAAUACCAUUUAAGAAGAACCCUUUCCGCUUCCACAAACAGCAGAGGGAGCAUUUGGACAUCUCCCGAGACCGUCUGUUUAGUUAUUACAAAUUCAAGCUGACCCGCAAAGUUCUGAACCUCUUUGUGGAGAACUUGGUGAACCUGACCUCGCUGGACAUCUCGGGACACACCAUGCUGGAGAAUUGCACCAUCUCGAGCAUGGAGGAGAAAGCAGGCCAGACGAGCACCAAUCCAGAGAAGAGCAGCAUCGCCCCCUUCCGGAAUCUGAAGCGGCCACUCCAGUUCCUGGGUCUCUUUGAGACCUCUCUUUGCCGUCUCUCCUACAUCCCGGCUUACAAGGUAAGGCAGGAACAGAACAGAAAAAGACCGGUCUCUGACAGUUUUUGUGAAGAACAGGACAGGGGGUAG